Molecule: messenger RNA, 207 nt
Organism: Enterobius vermicularis (human pinworm)
Lineage: Eukaryota; Metazoa; Nematoda; Chromadorea; Rhabditida; Oxyuridae
Source: the annotation of a GenBank genome assembly
AUGAAUAAGACUAGGCGUAAGAUUAACCCUAAGCCUAAGCCUAAGCCUAGGCUUAAGCCUAAGCCUAAGCCUAAUCCUCAGCCUAAGCCUAAGCCUAAAUAUAAGCCUAAGCCUAAGCCUGGUCGUAAGACUAAGCCUAAGAAUAACCGUAGUCUAAAGCCAAAGCAUGAGCCUAAGCGUAGGCUUAAGCCUAAGCCUAAGUAUAAG